Canariomyces notabilis is the source of this 905-nucleotide messenger RNA. RefSeq lists its product as uncharacterized. The transcript has a single exon. The record is from RefSeq and is a predicted model, not a curated record. Bases 386 to 844 code for a protein of 152 amino acids. Lineage: Eukaryota; Fungi; Ascomycota; Sordariomycetes; Sordariales; Chaetomiaceae.
CUUAGGUCUAUGCUGUAGGACCGACGCAGAUCUAAUUGACCUCAAUGCUAACUGUCCGAAGAAUUGAUUCGUUCGGAUUGUUUGGCUUCUCGGCAACCUGCAGCCGCUGGUUCUCAGCACAUCUCCUGUAUUCAGGCAGGUCAAACAUCCAUGAGGUUAGCAUCUGUGAUUUCAAGCUGUAAGGGAUUCAUAGGGAUUCCUCGCCAGUCCUGAGCACAGUCGAGAUGAGAAAGCACGCAGUUUGCUGAAUUGCUUGGUAACGUCCCAGGUUACAAGGUGUUCUUCGUUUCAUCGCAGUUGCCGGUAUCACUUCGAAUGCCAGCCAUUCGGGCGCCAAGGCAACUGCUGCAUUAACCUGGCGAAAGCAAAAACUCGGCCAUUCGUGAUGUUUGUCAUUUUGGCUUGGAGGAAAGGCUGGAGAGACAACCCUAACUCACCCCCCCUAGAGCCGAGCAUUCAAAUUAGAGUGAAUCUUUCAGGCUGUCUUGGUGUCGUCGCAGCUCACAGCUGCGACGUGGUAGGGACUUCUCGGGUACGGCAGGAGCACGAUGCCCCACCUCAUUCCACUGAUCCCGCAGAGGGGCACAGCUUCGGCACGGACUCAUGUUUGUGUUUUGUCACCCUAAAGUCCACGCCUCUGUGUUCCUAUGGUCGCAAAGCAACACCACUAAUGCUAGGAGCUGCAGAGAUGGGUGAACUGAGACCAAAAGCCCGAGUGCAGUUCCAAUUGCAUUUGAUAGCUCCUCACAGCUUGGUUUGGAGCACGACGCUACAUGUGCCCCUGUGGAUCAACACCCUGGUUACCCCAGAUUUACCCCGGAUUCCUUUGGACUGGGCUGGCUAGCGCUUCCUGUAAGACGCUCGGACCAGGUACUUACCCAUGUUCGGACCAAGCGGCAGUGCCC